AUGUGUCCAUCUCCCUCCGUGGGGCUCCGUGCGUACCUCGGUGCUGCCUGCCGCUCCCGGAGAGUCCUGACAGGAUGCAGGUUUGUUUUUUUUCUCUUGUUACUGUUUCAGCCCCAAGAUGAAAUAGAAGUUGAAGAUGGGUUUAAACAGUAUGAUGUGAUUAGUGCAUUAGAUAUGGAAGCUAUGAUGAGUACCAUAAAUGCUUGGAUUAAAAACCCAGUCAAGUUUGAACGUUCUCAUGGGAUCAACAACACACUGGAUGCCCAGAUCUUGGAAGAUAAGGAGGGAGGAGAUGAAACAAUCCACAUUCUUAUUGUUGAAGGCUUCCUACUUUACACCUACAGGCCACUGAUUGAUGUCUUCCACCAUCGGUACUUUCUUUCCAUUCCAUACGAAGAGUGUAAAAGGAGAAGAAGUUCAAGGAAUUACACUGUACCGGAUCCACCUGGAUUGUUUGAUGGCCAUGUUUGGCCUAUGUACGUAAAGCACAGGAAGAUAAUGGAAGAACUUGGAGUUGAUGUGGUGCAUUUGAAUGGGACAAAAUCAAAGGAGGAGCUGUUUAAUGAUGUGUAUGGCCAGAUCCAGAAUAAGAUUGAAGAAUUACUUAACACCCAGAAAUAAGCUGCUGCUGCUGAUUCUUGUGAGUGAAGAUGAUUCCUGUUUGCUCCAUGCUGCCUACCUGACUGCCUCUAAAGUUCCAGCUUCUGUGAAGACUCAACCCUCAAAUUCAACUUUGUUCAACCUUUCCCUUGAAAACUGAGUUCUAUAUGGUCAUAAUUAAAAAGCACUUCCCCCUUGUCUGUGAUCCUAAA
Cyanistes caeruleus (blue tit) is the source of this 812-nucleotide messenger RNA. The record is from RefSeq and is a predicted model, not a curated record. NCBI's taxonomy places the organism in Eukaryota, Metazoa, Chordata, Aves, Passeriformes, Paridae.